Messenger RNA from Cokeromyces recurvatus, 809 nucleotides. RefSeq lists its product as uncharacterized. Lineage: Eukaryota; Fungi; Mucoromycota; Mucoromycetes; Mucorales; Mucoraceae. The coding region runs from base 78 to 407 and encodes 109 amino acids. The record is from RefSeq and is a predicted model, not a curated record. The transcript has a single exon.
AUGCCGGCCUAUUUUCCAACAUCCACCUGUCCCAUUUGUUCUGAUCCAGUCGAAUCAUUUGUUCAUUCUAUAUUUACAUGCCCACCAAAUUAGCAAUAUGGCAACACAUGUGGUAUAUGUACAUUGAUCCUUCCGAUUCUUCCUUUUCGCUGGAUACUCUAUAUUAUGCUCUACAUACUCUUCACGUUCCUUCUUCCUCUCUCAAUUUAGUUUUCUCUCCUCUCACUGCUAUAGCUGCUACUCUCGAAGCGAUCUGGUUGUCCCAUUGGGCCUCUGUCUUCAACGACACGCCAUUCACUUCUGCUACAACUAUAUCUCUCCUCACUACUAAAGAUCUUCGAAUACGCCAAGAAUCUCUUCUUUCAAAUGGCAUUCCUCAUGCUCCUCUUCUUUUUAUAACAGACUAGUGAUCCUUAUUAUCACUAUAUGUGGUUCCCCUUAACAUUUUAACAAUUUAAAAACUCAAAACAAAAAAAAAAAAAGCAACCAUACUUUAAUAAUCCUAAAAACACAAAAACACAGUUGUGACUAUCCUUUAAUUUUCACUAAUAAAUCAGAGACUCCGUCUCCAUAUAAAUAAAAAAAAAAGAUUAAGAACAAAAUAAAGAGUGGUUUAUGUCUGAAGAAUUACUCGAAUUUACAUUAAUCAAUCCUGAAUCAAAGAGAUAAAACUAACUACAAGAAGAACAUGAGUCGAGAAACAAGGUUAUUAUUGAAAUAUAUAUGUAUUAUUGAUUCAAGAUACUGAUUUAUGGGUGUUAGAAUUAUCUGAUGAUCUGAUUAAAGUUUUAAAUAAAAAUGUAUUAUUC